GUUGCCCAGCAGUGCGGUGUGAUUGAACGAUCCCGACAAUCAAGCAUCACAUUGAAGAGUAGUGAUAGUGAACUGGUUGAUCAUUGUUUUAGCUAUUCUCUGUUAGUUGAAUUUGCUGCGAUAAGCCUUAGCUAAAAUAUUUUUGGUUUAAAUUCAUUCAGGUGAACGAUAGGAGACUAAAGAUGCAUCCGCUAGCACGAGAGCAACCCUACGCAUCAUCCAUUUACAACGUCGGAUUGAUCCUGAUCGGUGCACUGCUGCUGCUGCUGACGACGGUGGCCCAAGCCGAUCCAAUGGUGGACGGUGGUGGUUUGUACGGCGAUAAUAAACAUGCAAGCGACAAGCGACCCUUCUUCGUUGGCAGCCGGUACGGUCGGUCACAGGUGUACGGUGCCAAGGAUUUGCGGCAGGUCAAUGUGGUUCCACGGAACGAUCGUUUCUUCCUUGGCUCGCGAUAUGGAAAGCGGUCCGAUUUGACGAAGGAAAUCGAAUCCGAUAGCAAUAAUGGAGCGGAUCUUACCUAUCUGGCCUGUCUGCACACGGGUGUGUCGAACCUGUACCGAUGCUACAGUCGCGAUUCGGCCUCAUUGCAUGGACAGCAGCAGCAGCAGCCAGAGCACGGUGAUCUGCAGGAGCCGAAUCAGCAGCAGCUGUUUCAUCAGUUCACCGAAAACUCUGACCUUCUGGGGGAAAACUAAUCACAAAUAUUGGGCGCAAGAAGAUUAGAAAGGGAGUACAGCUUACGCUUGACUGGUGAACGACUAGUGGGCAAUGGCCGUUUCUACUUUAUAUCUCUGCAUCACUUUCAUUCUAACUAAUCUGAGCCAUUUCCCGAUUUGCCAAUGUAAAGACAAGCUAUAAUACAAACCGGUUAAAUGUGGAAAUCCCUAUCCUUUCGGCACUGGCAUGAUCCAAUGGUACACACGAGCAGCGGAAGGCGGAACAGAGGCUAGCAAAGACAUCAGCACCUAAGGCUAAGGCGCCUAAUAAUGGAAAAAAAUGCAGGACACGAACAAUGGGCGAAAAAAGGGUUUCAGUUUUCACGGGCGUUCGGACGAAGGACAUACGAAUGGAGAUCAAUGUAGUGAGCCAAAAAGCAUCAAUGGUGUGAUUACCGGAUGGUGAUAAUCAGUAGGUGGAACUGUUGUUGCCCCAUUUUGACUUACUACACCAGGCUGGGUGAUCUCCAUUCGACGAAUCUCGUUCGCUUCGUAUUAUCUGAGAGGAAGUUACAACAAAUGCUACCUAAAUCGAUCCGAGAAAGGGAGAGGUGAAUCAGUAUCAAAAUACGUAUUUAAAGGCCUUUUUUCUUUGCUGGAUGAUGCUGUUUGCGUUGACUAGGAGGGAAUCAUAUAUUUUCCAUCGCAAUGUUAAGUUGGAGCGAUUUAAUGCACACGAUCAGUGGCGAUCCUAAAUCAUGUCAAUACACACAAAAGCAUCGAUCGGAUUAAAGAAGAUCAAAUAAUAAAAUUAACAUUCAGAACCAUGUUAUCUCGUCGGCACUGUUCUUGUAAAAUAAAUUAUAUUGUAAAAAUAAAUAUUAGUGCUAU
Anopheles darlingi is the source of this 1550-nucleotide messenger RNA. Its product is annotated as RYamide neuropeptides. Bases 183 to 698 code for a protein of 171 amino acids. The transcript has 4 exons. The record is from RefSeq and is a predicted model, not a curated record. Lineage: Eukaryota; Metazoa; Arthropoda; Insecta; Diptera; Culicidae.